Molecule: messenger RNA, 1480 nt
Organism: Microplitis demolitor
Lineage: Eukaryota; Metazoa; Arthropoda; Insecta; Hymenoptera; Braconidae
Product: PI-PLC X domain-containing protein 3
Exons: 2
Coding region: 183-1247 (354 amino acids)
Biological process (GO): lipid metabolic process
Molecular function (GO): phosphoric diester hydrolase activity
Source: RefSeq, a predicted model, not a curated record
ACUAAAAAAAUUUAUUUUCUCUCCAAGUAUAUCAAUAAUUAAAUAAAACAACUUCAUAAAAAGCCACGUCAGUGUUGUCGUCGUCUCUCGAGUUAAUUUUUCUCAACAAUUUCCACCAAUAUCAACAACAAUAAAAAACAAUCAAAAAAACAAAAGAAAAAAAAAUAAAUCAAAAAUCAAUCAUGGACGAGAACAUCAGAACGCAUCUCAUUGGUCCAAAUCACGAUAACGAUCAGGUGCUGACCAAAAACUUGGAGUUCUGGAUGACCCGACUCCCAGGAGCACUGAAAAAAAUCCCGCUCAUCAACUUGGCGAUUCCAGGCUCCCACAACACAAUGACCUACACAAUAAACCGUUUUAAUGACGUAGGACCCGACGAACCGGCCUCGCUUCAGUUUUUCGGUAAAUAUUUUUCCAUUAUUUCAAAACCUCUCAUAUUUAAUUGGUCUGUCACGCAAUACGAUGACGUAGUCCAGCAAUUAAACGGGGGAGUGCGAUACCUAGACUUUCGAUUGGCGACCAAGGCCAGGAAUAAUGACAAUGAUAUUGAACGCAAUGAUGACGAUGUCUAUUUUCUGCACGGUCUCUAUGGUGACGAGGUGACACAACAUCUAGUAGAAAUAAAUCAUUGGCUGCUGUCACAUCCAGGGGAAAUAGUAAUCAUUGAUUGCCAGCAUUUUUAUUCAUUCAGCGAACGGGUCCAUGGGAAAUUCGUCAGCAAACUUAAAAAUAUAUUCAAGAAUUUAAUGUGCCCGUCGACGGUCAAUUUGUGGAAGGUGACGUUGGAGUGGAUGGUAAAUUACCGGUACCAGGUGAUCAUCAUCUACAGGAAUGAAAUAAUUAGAAAGGAAAUAAAUUUUUGGCCGAGUGGGUUGUGGCCGACCCCGUGGCCAGACACUACGAGACCUAGGGCGCUGGUGGAUUUUCUCGACAUGAGACUGAAGACCCGGUUAGCGGACACGGGGUUCGUGUCCCAGUGCCUGCUGACCCCGGAUGCUAGAUAUAUUCUGAAACAUUUGUGCGGGAGUCUUCAUCGUGACUUGGCAGAGGUUUGCAGGAAGACUUCGCUGGACUGGAUCAGAAGACACGCGCCCGGAGCUGGGGGGCUCAAUAUCGUCAUCACGGACUAUGUUUCUUAUAACAAUUUUAUGUUUUCGCGGGUUGUUAUUCAGAGGAAUGCUUUGCUGAUGGAUAAUUGCGGUAAAUUUUUGGAUACUUUUGGUCAGCAUCCGUGCCAGGAGUUGUAAGUUGAGGUGACGGUUAAAUAACCCAGGGUCAUUGCUCAAUUAAUUUUACGGGGUUAUUUUUGUUAGAUAUAGGCUACAGUUAUGAUGUUCAACAGUUAUUGUUUAUGUAAAAAAUAUUUUCGUAGGCUAUAAAUAAUUGAGGGUUUAAAUGGCUCAGUUGUAAAAAGUAUUUCUUAGAUUUAAUUUUUUAGUUAGAGGAGGAAAUAAAUAGUAUUUUUAUAAAUAAAUAUUUU